Messenger RNA from Helicoverpa armigera (cotton bollworm), 1695 nucleotides. RefSeq lists its product as uncharacterized. The transcript has 6 exons. The record is from RefSeq and is a predicted model, not a curated record. Lineage: Eukaryota; Metazoa; Arthropoda; Insecta; Lepidoptera; Noctuidae. Gene Ontology annotation, cellular component: caveola; plasma membrane. Gene Ontology annotation, molecular function: molecular adaptor activity. The coding region runs from base 593 to 1396 and encodes 267 amino acids. Gene Ontology annotation, biological process: caveola assembly.
GGCAAACCACAUAGUUAUUUUUAGUAACUUUUAAGUACUAAUUAUAAAGUAGAAGGAAAAAUAGCCAUUAAACCUUGUGUGUAAUUACUAUCGACUGACGCUUAUUAUAACGCUGAUUAUAGGUUUUCCGGUUUGAUUAAAACACGAUAAAAAUCGACCACCAGCAACAGCAACAUACAAACAAAAUAUUAAAUAACCUACAUCCCUAACUUUUGUCAUUCGCUCAGUUAACUUUAAACUAAAAACAACUGACAGACAACAAGAACUAAAAACUCGACACAAACUAAUCGUCGGAAAAUUCUAAAGGAGUUUACCGACUGUAUUUACCGUGGCCUUUGAGGACGUUCCGCUUGGUUCCGGCGGCGCUGCCGUCCCGAGUAUCACUCGGACUACAUCGAGACAGUGUAUAGCCUGCGAUCACCGCGCCAAGCUGUUACCCGACAUCCCAGAACCGGUAUCGGCUCCACCGGUGCUGGUACCGACACCCGUGCCUGAAGAGCCGGCAUUCAUACGAGAAGAGCCGGUAUUGGUACGUGAACAGCCGGUUUUCGCACGAGAAGAGCCGGCAUUCGAACGUGCUCGCCGGUCCGUGAUGACGGCGAAACCGGAGAACGUGCAAGAAGCCCUAGAGGACAGGGACCCUAACAAUCUGAACCAACAUGUGCAGAUAGUAUGGGACGACAUAAUCGGCGAGCCGGAAGGCGCGCGCAGCCCCGAGUGCGCGUGGCGCCUCAGUCACGCGUGUUUCCGACACUCGCGCAACCUCUGCUACACUGUGCUGGCCGUGCUCAUCGCGCCGCCCUGCGCGUUGUUCCUGGGCUGCGGGUUCGCCUGCCUGGCGUUUGAGAUAGGAAGGCGACUCAGUAACACGUGCUUCCGACACUCGCGCAACUUGUGCUACACCGUGCUGGCCGUGCUCAUCGCGCCGCCCUGCGCGCUGUUCCUGGGCUGCGGGUUCGCCUGCCUGGCGUUUGAGAUAGGAAGGCGACUCAGUAACACGUGCUUCCGACACUCGCGCAACUUGUGCUACACCGUGCUGGCCGUGCUCAUCGCGCCGCCCUGCGCGCUGUUCCUGGCUAUAGGAAGGCGACUCAGUAACACGUGCUUCCGACACUCGCGCAACUUGUGCUACACCGUGCUGGCCGUGCUCAUCGCGCCGCCCUGCGCGCUGUUCCUGGGCUGCGGGUUCGCCUGCCUGGCGUUUGAGCAAAUCUGGUGUACAGCGCCUUGCAUCCGCUGCGUGAAGAUCUACUUCGCGUCUCUCCGCACCAUAGUGCAAGCCUGCAUGGCGGCCACCGUGGCGCCCGCAGCCGAGGCCGUGGGUCAUGUGUGCCGACAUAUCAGGGUUAACCUGAGGAAGGAUGCCCCGGAGGAGAGGGAUAUACUCAUCAUUUAGAAAUACUUGGGGAUAAUUUCACCAACAGUUGGUCAAGUAACGUUACCGUCUUUAAGUUCGUAGCGAAAGAGUAAAUCUUCUAAUGCAAUAUAACUGAAUGAAAAAACCAAAAUAUAUAAAUUCAAAAGUUAGUUUCGUAAGUUAGAAUUUAUGUUAAACAGUUGUUUUCCUCAACCGAACUGUUAACUUAGGUAUAACAUGUUGGUGAAAUUGGGAAUAUUAGGUUUCUCGACCAAUUUUUAGUCGUAAUUUGUAACGUAAGGCGUGAUUUUUAGUGCCAUAGUUUUAAAUGCGAAGUG